AUGCAAUAUCAAUUGCAGGUCCAAGAAAUUACUCCAUUACAAAAUGCUAUUAUGGAUGUUGUUAUUUUGGUGGGUACACCUCCUAAUACUCAACAACAAUUAGAUAUUAAAUUACCUGCUUCUGCUACAUUAACAGACUUUUUUAAGACUAUCCAAAAUGAAAUGGCAGAAAAGAAAUUAAUUCCAUCUCAAUAUGCUAUUCAAUACAAACAAUAUGAUUCAGUAUGUCAAGUUCCUGUUUUUGCUCUUUUAGAACAGUUUUCAACAAUAGAAAUUAUGACAGAAGAGUUAUAUAAUAAUGCACAAACUGAUCAUAAUCAUAUAGAAUCUCCUAUGGAAAUUGAACCAACACAACCUCUAAUAGAAAAAACUUAUAAUGUUUCUUGCCAUCGUUGUAAGACACGUAAAAAUGAAUGUUUACGAUGUCCUAUUAAUCCAAAACAUAAAUUUUGUGAAGGAUGUAUUACAAAAUAUACUACCCUUGAUAAAUUUCUAAGUGAUGGGUGUCCUAUUUGUCAAAAUAAAUGUCAAUGUGCUUCAUGUAAAAGGAAAGAAUUGAAGCGUUUAGGAAUAGAAGCACCUAUUCCAAAGAGAUGA
Molecule: messenger RNA, 597 nt
Organism: Entamoeba dispar SAW760
Lineage: Eukaryota; Evosea; Mastigamoebida; Endamoebidae
Exons: 1
Coding region: 1-597 (198 amino acids)
Source: RefSeq, a predicted model, not a curated record